Messenger RNA from Osmerus eperlanus (European smelt), 1149 nucleotides. Its product is annotated as programmed cell death 1 ligand 1. Gene Ontology annotation, biological process: positive regulation of T cell proliferation; cell surface receptor signaling pathway; T cell costimulation. Lineage: Eukaryota; Metazoa; Chordata; Actinopteri; Osmeriformes; Osmeridae. The coding region runs from base 95 to 1087 and encodes 330 amino acids. Gene Ontology annotation, cellular component: external side of plasma membrane. The transcript is spliced from 6 exons. The record is from RefSeq and is a predicted model, not a curated record.
UUCUACUGGUGACGAUGACAUGCAGGAUGCUUUCUGGUAAAUAACAACUAAAGAAAAGAGCUUUCAACAUUUAAUUUUUCAUCCUACAGGUUCGAUGGACGGGCUAUUUCUAUUCAUUUUAAUGUCACUUCUAUGGCAGACUAUCUCAGCAUUGUUCACAGUGGAGGUGGAGCAAGGGUCAUAUCAGGCCCAGUACCAGGGUAAUGUCACAAUGGGAUGCAUGUUCCAGCCUGGGACUGGUGACUUGACAGUGGUCUGGCAACGGGUCAGCCCUGGUAAAAACCUGGAAGUGUAUCGUCUGGAACAUGGAAAGGAGGACCUGGAGACCCAGGAUCCGUCGUUUAGUGGGCGGACGAGGCUGGUGAUGGAGGACCUGGCGAGUGGGUGGGCCAGGCUGGAGAUCACCCAUCUAGGCAUCAACGACUCUGGGACGUACCAGUGCCUGUUGGAGAUGGGGGGAGCAGAUUAUAAACAGACUGAGCUAUCUGUCAAAGCGUCUUAUAAGGCGAUCAUCCAAACCUUGGAGAGGUCAACGAUGGGUGGGGAGCUGGAGCUUGGAUGCCAGUCGGUGGGCUACCCUCUGGCCUCUGUCACCUGGAUGGACGGAACCUUCCAGGAGCUUCCAUCCAACGUGACCUCAGUCAGGACACCGGAACAGCUGUUCCAGGUCACUAGCAAGUUGAAGGUCCAAUCCUCUGUCAUGAAUAACUACACCUGUGUGUUCGAGGAGAGGAAUAUGCAGAACACCCGCUCUGCCAGAUUUAUUAUACCAGAUGAUAUACAGGACCAUCCUAGAAACUCCAACACUCCCAUUAUAGUGAUUCCUUGUUUGGUUGUAGCUGGACUCAUUAUCACAAUCAUCCUGUACUACAGUAGACAGAAAGGUUCAAGGAGGGACACCAAACAUAUAUUUGUAACUGCUGAGGAGGGCACAUCUGUUGCAACAAUGGGUGUGAAACCGAUGGAGAACCUGAGGAAGGUCCUGAGAACGAACUGCACUGAGAGUUCCACCAACGAGGAGGCGAGAGAACACCUCGCUGUGUUCUGUGAGAAGGCGUGUUGUGGUACUCCACAACAGAGCUCGUGAUUCAUUGAUUGUGGGAGAACUUCUUAGGAAAUAGGAGUGGGCGUGUGUGAACACAGGGAGGG